CAGUCUUUGCUUUUCUUUACAUACUAAAGUUGUGCCAUCUUGCAAAAAAAUCUCAUCUUUUGAUGGUCAAAUGAAUAUUUAAUCCCAAAAAUGUCAAAUCAGGUCUGUUUCUUCUGCUCAGCUCGCAUCCUCCCCCCUUUCACUUGUUUAAAGGUUCUUUCACACCAGGAGCGUUUUUUUCGUGCGAUUAUUUCCGAUGUCAAUAUUUUUUUUCAAACCCGUGUCCUGUCAAUACAAGCGUUCACAUCAGCAAUGUUUUCCCAUCCUAUCGCGGCAUUAAUUUUUUCGCAUCACGGUCAAGCGGCUGAUUGUUUACAUGUUGGAGAACAGAGUGCUUUUUGAUAGAAGACACAAGUAUUACAAAGAUAACGACCUGAAGGACAACUUCUGGAGAGCCAUAGCGUCGGAUUUCUCAUAUGACGAUGGUUUUUGUGCUUUAACAGUUUGCUAAACGUCUUUGUCUUAACUUUCAUCUGUGCUAAGUAACUUUAGCUCGUAAGCUAACCUGUUCAGAUACAACACACCAUAUGUAUUUUCACUGUCUCAAACUCAAUCACGUUGCUGUCACAGCACCAUUAGGUCUCGGUUGUUACUUUAUGUUUAUGGAUUAUAGUUUCAUGUACUUAUCUGGUACUGGCCCUGACUCAGUACAUGCUGUCAUGACAGACAGACAUCUCAACACUAGUGUCUAAUCAGAACUGAAAAACAGUCAGUCUGCUGUUGUGUCAGUCUUCUCGCUUCCACCCGUCAGGCGUGUCAAAAUUUGCCUCCGAAUAUUUCGUAAUUUCGUGUCGUAUAUUUGCGUCGUUCCUGGUGUGAAAGGAACUUAAGGCAGUGAAAAUUACAUAUUAAAAAUUGUCAGUCCUGUUGCUGAAAGUUGUGUUUGCUCUUGUAUUUUAUAUAAAGGCAGCAAUAUGAAUUUCAAUCUAUUUCUUAAACACCAAAAAACUCCUUACAGGAGCUUUAAUAUUCACUGUUAGAUGACACUAGGACAUCUUUAACCAUUUCAGAGAUUCAUUUAAACUGAUGCAGGUCAAUGCUGGCGAUUAGUUGGAUAAAUAUCACACCAAAAAAUGUCCAUAAUAGGCACAGUGAAGAAUGCUGCAGCUGCCACAUUUUUGUGCAACAUCAUUUUGAGUUAACAGAAGAGCCAAUCAAAAUCUAGGCCUUGAUAAGUGUCUGUUUUUUUUUUUUUUCCAAUAAAUCUUCAAAAAGUUCAAACUGCCUCAUUUUCCUUUCAACAAUCUGCAACUUUUCUUUUUAUUCUGCUUACUCUUGAAACAAUCUCCCGACCUUUCAUCAGAUGUGUCGACUGCGUCAGACUGAAUUUACCCUCAGAGCAUCUUUUCUAUCUCCUCAGCCCGUGGAUCUUCUCUGCGCUUUAUCAAUUCUUUUUAAAACAUCAGCUUUUCAGAAAAGCUGUUCGGGGUGAGAUGUGAAAGGAGGGCAGUUUGAAUAUUUGCACAGCUUUUUCUUUAAAGACAGGCCUAAAGCAUCAUCUGCAAUUACACCAUUCGUCGUCAAAUAUGUUUGCAUAUUCAAUAAGAAAAAAGCUGCUGGAUGUGGCUUAAUUUAAGCAGCCUCAUAGGCGACAUGCAAACUCUUCAACAAUGUGCUGCAGAGAGAUACCUUAUUAGCCUUAUUAUCAUUAUUCCUCCUCCUGAUUGUUGUCCUUCACCUAACUUUCCUCUUUAUCAUUCACACACAGAGCAAACAAACUCUGCAGACGCCUGUGGCUUUCUGCUGAGACACAAACUUGGUCGGUUGUGUAAAUAAAAAUUAGGAGACCACACAUGCCAGGACUGGCUGAGAAGCGGGCUAUGUUUCCUGACAGGUGUGGUGUCGUUUGGACCGAAAGGCAGAGAUGUUUUUGAAUUAAUGAGGCCAGGUGAUGGAGGAAAAGCAGAACUGGAGCCAAGUCUCUCGCCUGCAGUUUACUGGAGACCCGGUGUGCUUCUUAUUUAAAUUGCUGCCCUUGAUCUCGCUGAUCACCAGGCUAUAGGCUACUUAAUUAAAACUAACAAGCAGUGCAUUAACACCCCGCCGGCACGCUGACACUGUCAACCAGGUUAUAAGUAAGCAGCACCCCGGGGAGAUGGGAGCAGGAAUCCAGAUGCAGGUGAAGCGGAGAGUUGAUUUAAAAUGCCAGAAAGAAAGAUGGCAGCUUUGUGCGCCGUGAUUGAAGGCAUUUCUCACUGUUAAAGGAGAGUGUGUGUGUGUUAUAUGUAUGUGUGUGUGGGGGGGUCUGUGUGCAGAAUAAAAGGCAACAUACCCGCCAAGGAAGGCCAGCCUCGAGCUUUAUAGACGGACGCUUUUGAUCAGAAAGGCCGGUUCAUCUUUACCUUCUCGUUGACGCUGUCAGUGGAGGUUUGUGAUGCCGACUCUCUGUAGAGACAGAAAAUAAGGUGGAAGGAAAAUAGAGCAAGUGACCCAAGUUGACGAUUUUAUUUUAUUUUUUUUUAACCAAACUUAGUCCUUGAUCUUCAAUAUUCUGUUUUAUCCACAAAGUAGACAAGUGUUCACAUGAUGAAUAGAUCCAAAAGUUGUACAUUGAUUCAAACGGCAGCUUUGAAGUGACCUCCAUUUACUGCAGCGCAAUUGUUCAAAUCAAAGUGCAUCUACUGAAAGUUUCUGAUUGAUGUUUAAUAUAUUAAUCUAUUUCAUUCCACAUAAAUCUUUUAGACCAACUUGUCAGUCCCUAUGGUGGGUAUUUUUGAGCUGCAAAUCUUGCAAUCUGUAACAUCUGAGUUUAAAACAAAAUAACAUUUUCCUAAUAUACGUAACAUCGCAAAGUGUACACCCAUGUAUUCUUGACUGCAUUCAUGCACUUUUCAAGGUUGAACUCCAGUCCUGAGACUCAAGUAUUAACGUAGUUGUUCAGCUUUGACUCCUGUUGGAGGAAUGAAAGUAACUCUACUUUGUCCAACACUACCAAUAAGACAAGAUCAAAUCAGUGAUGAAUUGUACCUAAGUAUAUUUUAAUUCCAAGUAUUCCUUUUUUAUACUUUAAGUUUCUACUCCACCUCAUUUAAAGGUAAACAACUAGUUUUAGUUAGUUGGUGGCCAAAACUUGGCCUCAGCAGAUUCAAAUGAUCAAAUGCUUUUAUAUCAAUAUUUGGGAAUUGUUUGGAUGUCUUUGAGUUUAUUGCUAUGAAUAUAACAGCAGUAACUUGAUAUUCAAAUAGACUAAUCCUAAACUUUGGUGGCAGAGCGUAUUCUUUUCUCAAUUUACUUACAGUUAAUCAACACAGGGUGUAUUUGAAUGAUUGUGUGAACUUUUAGAGCGGGUCAAACUCUGAUGUUGGUAACCACUUGUAAAUCUGCUGUCAUAAACUGUAGCCAGAAUUAAAUCAAAAUGAGUCACUUAAUGAGGACUUAACUUUUAAUACCUCUAAUAAUGAUAAUGUUUUUGUAACCUAAAUAAAGAUGUGGACGCCCAUAAUUACUGAACUUUUGCCUCCAAUCAAGUGUUUUUUCUCCUUGUGAGGAGUGAGAACGACUAUUUCCCCGAGUACUCAUUACUCUUCAGUAAAGUAACGAGUAAUCUGUCUCCGUCAGAGUGAAGACCCCCUCCCCUGUGUUUGUGAAUGACUUUGUGACGACCUCUGUUGCAAAUGCCCCCCCUCCUCAUUCGCAGAAAAUGGAAAUGGCUUAGCACUAUCACCGUUGCCCUGGCAACCAUCUGAGUCCCCCAUCUCGCGGUGGAGAAAUGAGUUCUGAACGGGCUCGAGAGAGGCAGGGAUUAAACAUGAUCCCGCGGACGGACUGUCAAUCAAACGCACCACUCUCCAACCUCCUUGCAUUUACAAAAAUGAAGUAAAAUUACACUUUAAAACCCAAAACGGUGCGUUUCAUUUUGAUGAAUCUGUUAGAAAAUAAAAGAAGUGAAGCUGAUAAUGAAUUUGGCCUUUUUGUGAGCAAUUAAAGCAGGGAACUCUCCUGGUUUUAAAAACAAAUCUGUUAUCCUGCAGAGGAUUUAGUGCUGGUCGUUAUAUUCCAAUGCCAAGAGGCGAUGGAUUAAUUUAAUUAGCCUGGUGAAGAUUAAUGACAAUGCAUAGGCCGCUCUGUAGAUAAGCUGUGCACUGUUAACAAGGAAGUGUUAUUUUCAACACCAGAGUGUGUCUAAUUUGGGAAACUUGUGGUUGAAGUCAAACCCUCCUAAAAUUCCUCUAUACAGGAGAAUUUACAGCUGCGGUUUUGCAUUCGUUUUAGAAGACUGAGAUUAAUCAGAGGGAGGGGGAUCAGAGGCGCUGUGCUGGAGCAUCACACUGAUGACUCUUUCUAAAACGGAGAAUCGUGAUUAUUGAUUUUCAUUAUCUGUGUGUGAAAAGAAACCAAAACAGGCUGAUUUAUGUUUGGAUCUUCACCAUAUCAGUGGUCUGUCUUUAAUGUUGCAGGUGUUUUUCCAUCCACGUUGGAACUGUUAGAUUUUGUUGAAUCUGUUAUGAUACUCAGAUGAAAACUAGACCCUUUUGAGUGCAUCAGUUUCACACGUUAUAUUAGAGCCCUUGUCAAAGUCUGAGCAAAUGAUUCAUAGUCAUUUAAAUGGAGACUUGGUGUGUCAAUCAUAGAUUAAAAUCUGCUGAUUGAAAACUUUGAAGUGAUUCCAACAUGCAAAAUUGCAGAAAUGUAGACGCAACAUGUUUUUAAAAGUAUCCCAAGCAAUCUCUUUAGAGGGCCAAACCUAAAUGUUUACUUUAUGUAGUGUUUAUCAGAGGCAAUCCUUAAAAGCACAGUGAGGAGAAAUAUGAUAGCAGUGUCUAGCAAACACAUUAUGGAUUGAAAUGUUCCCUCACUCACCCUUACUGCUUUUGAAGCAACGGUGGCCUUCAAAGACAAGAAGCAUGACAAGUGUGAUCCUCUAUUUGUCAAGUUUUUACCAUUAAAAGAACAAUAUGCUGAUCUAAAACCUGCAUAUGUUUUGCUGCAUCAUGCUGCCAUGAACACAUACAGCCCCUUACAUUACAGAUGCCGCUUGUCUUAUGUUCGGACAAGGCAAGCACUAAAAUAACUUUGGUAGAUGUGGUCAUCUUGUUUCCGCCUCCGAUUUUGCUUUUUUCUGACUUGGGAACUGAAACACUGGUAACUCGGGUGUGACGUCAUUUUCAGUUCUUCCGAGUUAACUCAAACUAAGCAUUACAGAAAGUCAGGUGGUCUCUCUCUUUUUCUGGGAGCAAAAAACUUUGUGUCCGUGAUGUCCGAAAAAGAAUCUGCUUCUUUAAUGGGCUUGAGCUUUAUGAAGUCAUUGGCAUCUUUGAAUCAUGUCUAUGUAUGGCCUCCUGGUGCAUGGUACAUUUUUAUCGUUGAUGCACUGACAUGCUGUGUUUGCAUACAGUGGUUUGUAGAGGUGAUUUUGAGCCCAUGCAGUAAUUUCCACUACAGACUCAUGUCUGAUUUCAAUGCUGUACCGAUUGUGGGCUUUAAGAACACAGCCUACCAAUACUGUUUUUGGCAUUUUCCUUUUUUGCUGAAUCUUUUUUGGAUGAUGACGUCUGCAAAUUGUUUUGCAAUUUCACAUAAAUGGACGUUAUUCUGAAAUUGUUUGCACGUGCAGUCUCUCAAUGAGAGCAACCUUUUCUCAUCUUUACUUCUGAGAGACUCAACCUCUCCAAACUGCCUUUUUUUAAAAAAAUUUUUAUUAUACUCCGUCAUGUUAGUGGCCUGUUGCUAAUUUGUUCCUCUUGUUUGUUUUUUAAGCAUGACUUUUUAAGUGAUUUGUUGUUCUUGCUCCAACUUUUUUGAACUGCCGCUGGCGUCAGAUCAAACUAAAAUUGAAAUAUGCCUGAAUCUGGGCUUCUUUUUUUAGUUAACAGUGCUGAAAACUUUGAGUCUGAGCUUUGAUAGAUGACUGAUAAGACAAACAUGAUAAAUAAUUGUAUACAGACCUGUCUCUUUAUUGGACAAAAUUGAGCCCAAAGAGUUUUCUUUUAAAAUAGAAGCUCCAAUUUGUCUUUACGUCUAUUUUUAGCAUACAUGAAAAGUUUCUUAAAUCUAAAAUAAAGAAUUAAUUCCUGCUCCUGCAGAAGUAAUCAGAUUGCUGUAAUACAUUCCUGGUGCCAGCCUAGCAGAGACUCCUCAGAGCAUGAGGAGGAAAAGGAGGAGGAGGAGGAGGGUGGGGAGCAGUGGGUGAGACCCCUGUGCAAUUUGAUAUUUGCCUCUUUGACAGUCAUUUAAAGGGGAUCUGGAGAACCCGAUAGCCGGGGACUUACACCCCCUCCAAAGGCUUUCGGGACACUUUAGCCCAGCUCGGCUCGGCCCUGCAGCGCCAGUGAGUCGCCAGGCAGGGUGUAAACGUUAAAUGUUGCCUAUUUGUUCCGUGGAUUGGGAGGAAAAUCAAGUUACUCUUUCAUUCAUUCUUUUUUCUUCCUCCUCCCACUCCCUUUUCUCCUCCUCUUCUUUCUCACUAACACUCAUUGACUAAAGCAGCUUGAGAGACCCAAUAAGAAAUUUAAGGUGAGCGAGAAGUUGAAAGAGGGAAAUAUUUUGUAACAGCUCAGACUGUGUAGACAAAGAGUCCUGAUGCAGUGGAAUAGGAGGUUAUCUGCUAGCUUGCGGUUCCUUAUCAGUGGAUAAAUAUUUGUAUAUCAUGGCCGACCGAGGGGGGCUCUGCAAAACCCUCUGACGUGUUGUUGUGAUUGUUGCAACACAGGUGAUCUACACUGAGAUAGAGCUACUGUAUGCAUGCGCAGCUGCGGCGCGGGGGGGCCGAGAAACGCCUCCCGCAAAGCCAAUUUUUCAAUUAUGAGGUUAAAAGAGUGUGUGUUUUUAAUAAAAGGCGGCUCAUUAAAGAGGGACUACAUUCUCCAGCAGAUAACAGGCAGGUCGCUUUGUGAGGGUGUCUCCUGGGAGGACUCCUGACUGGAUGUUUGUCCCCAGCCUCGCAUCUCAUUAUGAGCUCAUCUCCACGUCUCUAUCUGCAGCAUCAGGGCCGCAGCAUCAGCCUCCCCUGGAUGUGACAAAAGAUUAAGAUUUUCUUUCAUAGAGAGAGAAAAUCAGGCUAUUUUGAGUCACCCCCCGCCCCCUUUUUUUUUUUUUUUUAAACAACAACCAAUGUGAUCUGGUCUUUCAUAUGAAACCCUUGCUGGACUCCCAGUUGGCCCACCCAGUCCAGGAUUAUUCUGCUCAGCCAGGGAGGAGAAGGAGGAGGAUGAUGAAGAGGAGGGAGGGCUUGCCUGGUUACCCAGCCGCCUGUCUGUAAGUGUCCAUCCCCGGUUUGUUUGACAUGGCACUGUCCCUGGAUAUAAAACCGAUAAACAUCUGGUGGUGCUGCCAGGACAUUGGAAAAUGAGGGAUUGGUGGGGGGGUAGAAGAGGGGGCAGUGAAAGAGGAAACAGAAAAUCAUAAUGAGAAGGAAGAUGGGCAGAAAGGGAGAGAGAGAGAGAAAGAGAGAGAGAUGCUGAUCAGCUAAUUACAGCUGCAAAUAAAAUGCAAAUUUAUCCUGGCACGGUGAGCACGCCCAAGUUUAAACACAGCACCGUCCAAAAACUCCGAGCUGCACGGGCACGCUGCCAGUGACGACUUCCAAACAAAGACUCAUUAUCCAAUAAUAAUAAUAACCUCUAUAUUAUUAUUAUUGUUAUUAAUACUAACAGAAGAGAGGGGACACAGGGGAUUCUCUUAGAGAUCUGCUCAGAUGACAAACUUAAAAAUCCAUAGAUUCCUGAAGUGUUCUCAGAUUUCCACUUUAUUCCCAGAAUUCCAACUUUAAACUCUAGUCUCCAAUUUCUCUUAUCUUUUCAAAUUUUGACCUCUUGGUUAUUUUGGGGUUACUUUUAGAUUGGGAUACUUUUAAAGGAAGAGUGGGUAGUAAAUAGCAGUAUUUUUCAAAACAGUCUAGGUAGAGUUUGAGUGUGAUAUUACUUAAAUAUGUUUUAGUUAGCGUAUAAUCAUCCGAUUGUAAACAUGUUUUUUUGUUUACUUUAAUUAAGUCUUUUGGACCCUUUAAGGCCACCAUCUUCCAUCAAUGUGAUUCUACAGUAACACAGAAUGGACAAACUACGAGUAACAUAAUAAAUGUGUUUUUGUAUGUAGAAAGAGUGUUGCAUCUAUUAUUACAAAUUAUUUUUACACAUAAUUAGUAUUAAUAGUGAUGGUUAACGCUUGAUAAAUGGAAGAUAAUACAGAUCAUGCUUCAAAGGGGAUUCUUGGCCCUUGGAGGCCACCGUCACUUCACCAUCAGGAGGAGUGAGUAAGGGGGCAUUUAAACUAUAAUCUGACGACUUGAUAUACAUCCUCAUUUCUACACACUGUACCUUUAAACAUCUAAAGUAGGAAAUUCAGAUAUCAAUCCUAAAUUUCUGGCUUAUUAUCCAAAAUUUCGUCUUUUGACUUUGAUUUUGUCAUCUAGUCCAGAAUACUCUACUCUCUGAUUUUAUUACUUGUAUCACUUGGUUAUUUUUGGUCAUACUUUGGAUUUUUUUAGAUCACUUCUUGACUUAAUAAUUUUGAUUUAUUUAAAAAAAUGUUCCAGCUCUAAACCUAAAUAUUCAGUUCCAUCCCCAAUCCCGAAAAUGAAGAUUAGCUUCAUCACCAGGAUUCAGACUUUCAAAUCAGAAUCUGUGUUAGGUUUAUAAUUCAGACUUUAAUCUCAAGUUUACCAAAUCAAUCUCUGAAUUCUGACUUUAGUUUAAACUUUUUGAUGUAAAAGUAAAUUCAUUGUUUUUACUUUAUAAUUUUCUUCUCUGAGAUUAUGCAAAAUCAAAAAUAGAUCUCAGAUCAAUGGUUUAGAUUCAGGUGUUUUACUUGAAUCAUAGAAUAUUGUCUUUUUUCAUUACACAAAAAAAUAUUGGCAAAGAAAUGAGAAUAAAAUGAAAAUUCUCAGAUUAAAGUCAGAAAUCUGGGAUUAAAGCUUCUUCAAAUAGCAUCCUAGUGGCUGUCAUACUACCAGGCGACAGCCCCCUCCACUCCUUCCCUUGGAAGAAAAAAAAAAAAAAAAGAUGGCACAUUUCCCAACAACAGUGACACCACCAUGCACAUGCUGCUCCACAUCCACAAUCCAACAAUUACAGUUCCCCACACUGUAGCCUCUAUUUACGCAGCAGGAGGGGGUGGAGUGAUGGUGAUGGUAGUGGUGGCGGGGGCUGCAUGUCUUCCCCAUCUUAUGUAGUGAUUAAUGAUACACCACCUCCCAAAGAUUAAUCAUGGAAAAUUAAAAAACUUGGAGGUGCAGCAUGAGGACUGCAGUAGAUCAGGUGGGCUUGAGGAUGGGGAUGAGGGGAGUGGGGUGGAGGGUGGGUGAAAACGAAUUAGCUUCAUCGAAUCUUUUUAGAUGCAAAUAUUUUGUUAUCUCCACUUUGCUGCACUGUUUUCAGUGUUUAUGAUUAAUUAUCUCUUCUUGGUGAAAAAUAAAUCAUGCGAAAUUAGGAUCUAGCUGACUCCACCGGCGUAAGCAGAGAUGGCAGGUCGAUGCUGUUAAUUUCAGGUUGAAAUUGACACACUAAUUAUAGUGCAGAGUGCUGCUGGAACACUAGCAGGCAAGAUUAUACCUCUGUGCUUCUAUUUUUUCUUUUUUUUUUAUCAGAUCCCCCUUAUAUUUUACCAAUUAAAAAUCGUAAAGGCAUUUCAUUGCCCCGGGAUAAAAAAAGGCUGCCUCUCUCCUAACAUGGCCAUCACUUUCCCCCAUCAGAUUCAUUGUGAUGUAUUAGAUGCAAUAAAUUAUCCCAUGUAACAAAACAUGGCGAGCUGAAAGGCUGAUAAUCUGCAGAGGGGAGAUAAGGAUUCAUUAUUCCAAAUCAUUAUGAAUCCAGCGUUGGCUGUGACUUCUUUCUUAAUCAGCUUCUGUGAUCCUGGAUACGUGAAGGGAGCAGAUAAGAGCAGAGUCGUUUAUAAUUCUCCCCACCUCGGCCUAAUAUUUUAAAAUAAAAUCGCAGGGAGAAGCCGGCGUGAAGGGAGGAAAAGGAGAAAAAAAGAAAAACACACACAUUGGCUUAACGUUUGGAGGGUUGCACAGGACGAGAAUAAUAAAACACAUUGAGGGAAAUAAAUAAGUAAAUAGAUAAUGCGUGGCCCAUACAUUUUUGGAGGUGUUUGUCUCAAAUUAAGGUCAUCUUAUUCGACAUUUACAGCGGAGAAUCGUGUAGGCAGGGGACAAAGAGAGAGAUAUAUACUGCAGCGUUUAUUUCACAUUUGGAGUGGGAAGUGUCUAAUAAAAUUUAGGAGACACCGGGAGGGUAUAAAAGCGGCUGACCGUAAAUGAUUUCCUCCGUUUAUGCACUAACGGUGCAGAAAAGCCACGGUGCAGCAGAUAAAGAAAAGCGCCGCUUCCACUGGAUGCUGCGCGAUUCGAAACUGCAAAAUUAACCCCUUCGCUAAAAAAUGCUGCAGUGUUUAAUCAGGACGUAAAGGUGACAUUGUGACGCCUCAGUCUGAGAUUAUAAAUAUCAGCGAGGGCCAGUGUGCGCACGCAGGCUCUGCUUGUUGUUACAGGGCCCGUGCAGUGUGUGCAGCGUGGAGUGCACCGGAGGGUUUUGCGCUUAGCUUGUUGUCAGACUCUGCUGUCACGCGGGAGCUCGCGUCAAAUUCUACAUUAAUCAGAGGGGGGAGCGUGACUUUGGACUUCGAGUCUGGUUCUGGAAACUCAAAAAAAAUGAGAGCGUCCCUUUUUAAUGCGCUACAGUGUAAGGUAAACGGCAUCCCAGCCCCUUUUUCACUCUCCAUUUAGAAUUAAUUACGCACUGACUGCACAAAAUCGCACCCCUCCUCUUCCAAAAAUGCGCAUCCCCUUUUUCAAAAUUCACAUUUAUUUCCCCUUCUUAUUUAAUUGUAUCGCGACUAAACAAGACGAAAUUGAUUCUGGUUAUUUCCCCUCAUAAUUAAUCUUUUUAUAACACCUAUAAUAUGCUUUAAUUAUCUGCUUCUUUUUCAUCAAUAUGCACAUUUAUCAAAUCCACCUUUACAUUGAAAUCUGCACUAAAAUAAGCACUUAAUUUAAACGCAGAUUAAUAAAUCAUUACUAUCAGGGUGUGUUAUUUACUAAUUCUACUAAUUCCAUAAAUGCAAAGCUCUCCCGUGGAAACACUGAAUAAUUCAUCGGUUUUUAAAAAGACACAUUCGGUCGUAUAUGCUGGCAUUCCUAUGUUAUCUUUAAUGUAUUACCUUAAUUGAAUUUCUCCCCCCCAAAAGAUAGAUUUGGGUGUGAUCAGUUUACAUUCUCCUUCGAAGAGUCAACGCGCAACACCAGAGAUAGCAAAGCCUCCAGCAUCCUCCCUCUCUUCCUCUCCUCCUCUUCCUCUCCUCAGUGCAUUUCACACAGAGAAGGAUCGGAUUUGCUUGGUGCUCCUUUCAAUGAACCGUGGUGUCAAUACGCAGGGCUAGCAGGCCUCUCUAUAUGCUCCGGGUUAGUGCGAGAUGCAUGUGCCUCUGCUAAAAGAAAUACAUAAAAUAGAAACCAAGCCAGGGCCACAAUGCACGCAGCUCCAAUCUCACAUUAGCAUAUCGAUACGGAAAGAUUUGAGAUUCUGUUUGCUUACACAUUGUUCAAAUGGAGCUCUAAUUGCUGUGGAGUUUGGCGCGGAUCUCCUGUGUUGAUUAGACACCCGAGCUAUAGCUGUACGGCUUCAUCUGUCCUUUUGUGGCAGAGGAGAGAAAGAGGCUCCUCUUUCCCAGCGACAAAAGGAGGUGCAACAUUUUGUGUGUCACGCAGAGAUGUUGUAUUCUGCGCUGCAAUAUCUGCGCCAUUCUUACAGGGGGUGGAUAUAUAGAUAAUACACUUACACAACAUACUGAAAAUCUGCAUUACAUGAGUAGAGAAUUAACCACGUUUAGCCCAUAAAUGUCCUGACAUGAACCAGUGAGGCGCACUUUGUGAUUUCAAACGAUGUAAAAAAGUAUUUCUUAUACAGAAAGGUGGACUCUACUUGGCCUUAAGCUGUGGCUGUUAUCUGUACUGGUCAGGUGAUUUUUUUAAACAAUUAAGCAUAGGAUAAAAAUUUUAAAAAACUAUAUAGUAACAUAAAUUUAUUUCAAAUGAAAAACUGUGAGAAAUAGGUGUAGAAAUACAGGGGAGACCAGGUUUGGCUGUAGCAAGUGGGAGGGAUGUGACGCCACCAACUCCACCAAUUAAGGAUAACAUAAGGAGUCACAUGAUCAUUUCAGCAUUUAUCCAUGGCGAUAUUUAGGUGCAUGUAUUGUUUGUUUUACAGAUAUAAACAUUGUAAGUGAUGAAAAUCUAUUUUUUUCAUUCUAUAUGCUACCUAUAGUAUUGCAAAUAAAAUCACGUCUUAUAUCAGGCCUCGAUAAAACACGGUCUCUCUGGCAAAAUGUGACACUAUGCUGAUACAGCAAGCUCAAGACAGGCUAACAGGGCUGUGUGGGGUGUAACACAUCUUAGAAAUGUGUUACAAAUAUCCUAUUACGGAACAUUAAUAACAUUUUAUUGAGCUACAUAAUUUCGAAGGAUGCGGUUACGGAAAUAACAAUGUUUAUUUUGAUCUUGAAAUAAGACCCAUGUGUCAUGUGUUGUCAUGGAAGAGGCAAGGUUUUUGUCCUGUACUGCAGCAAGUCACCAGGGGGAGCUCUAAAUAUUUUCAACUUUAACUUUCAACUUUCGGAAGCUUUUAUGGUAUCUUUUUUUUGAUUUUUCGUCUAUAUUACUUACCCAGACGGUAAAUUGGCUACUGUAUACUACUUUGGUCCAAGGUUCAAUGGCUAAGCUACCAUGCUCUCUAGGCCAAAUAUAGACCUAAAUAUUUAUCUACAAAGCUAAAUACCUAAACAGUUGGUUAUUAGAUUGUAUCUACAAAAUAUUCUUUAUGCAAGUUAUUUUUUUGUAGCCUAAUAAAUAAACUCUUUUGGACAGAGAUAGUCUUUGCCCUGGAUUAAUUUCUAAAUUUCAAUACACCUCCUCUAGGGGUAUAUCCCAUAGUGUUGCCUCUGAUUAACUUCUUUUUCCUUAUUGCUACUAUUUACCCCAGCAUAUAGGUUUUAAUAAUGGACCACCAUGUGUUCAACAUCGACUCCUGUGGUCUAUGAUAUUAUAAAAAGAUACUGUACGUGUGCUGUUAAAAAUCUGUAUAACUGUGAGGACUCUAACUAAAAAUAUCAGUGUGUUACAGGUGCUGAAGGAAAGUGUUACAACCAUACCCAGUCUCCCCUACUUGGCCAUGAGCUAUGGGCGUUUCCAGUUAUUUUAGGCUGUUCUGUACCUAGUACAAAAAUAAAAAUAAAGCUAAAAAAAUAUUAACUGCAGUUUAAUUUUUCAUGAAAAACUCGUGUUAUUGAAUGUUAAAAACAAAAUAAUAAAUAAAUGAUACCCACCAUAUAGAUUGAAACCCUCUCAUUUGUUGUGGCUGUCUUGUUUUGGUUUUGAUUUGGUUUCUAUUAGGCUACUCUGGCAUGUGAUGCUUUAGACCCGGAAGCUAGCUGGCGUGCACUGUACAGUAAGUACGGUAAAGGAGGCCGCCUUUUGGUUGGCCCGUAUGCGCGUGCAGCCUGCCCGGUAGCCUAUAUGAGAGCACGCGUGUUUUUCCUCGUUAUAUGACGCUCUGACUCCGGGACCGAGGGCGCGCGCACCACCAGCACCGCUUCAACCACUAUUGGAGAGUGUUUUUUUUUUUUCUUCUCUCUUCUCUCUCUUCCCCCGUCCACAGCUCUCACUCUCGCCCUCUCUUUCUUUCUUUCUCUCACUCUAAAUGCCAUCGGCGCUGCCAUCUCUAUGUCACUCUUUUCUUCACAUCCGCAGGAAAAAAACCGCCUCCAUCAUCCGUCCAGCGUCCACAACUACAGGUCAGUAAAUAUUUAGAUUCGCUCUGAAGCUGGUGCAUCCUAAAAUACGCUCCGUCCAAUCGGCUGCCUCUUCUCUUUCAGUGGCUUUUGUAUUGAUAUGAGAGCUCACUGAUGUUGCUCGUUUUAUGAAUGAUGGGGGAAACUUUUGUGAACGGGGUCUGUACGUUAGUUUGGUUUAAAAAUAAAUAAAUAAACGAAGGAAACGAAAAAAACCCGCUUUCUAACGAAGCUGUCUGGUCACAUCUAUUUGUGCUCCUGUCCACUGUGUACGGCUGUGUGCACUUGCUUGAAGAAGGGGGGCUGUAGUGUUGAUAACACCGGUUAUAACACCCAUGACGUCCGCCAUUGUUGCCGUUAACGUCGUCUCGAGCUGCUGGUUUUUGUUGCUACAUUCUUUUAGCUAAUUGAAGCGUAACUAGCUUUGCUGAAAAUAUAAUUAGCGCCGAUUUUCCCAAUCGUUUUCACAACUGUCAGGCUCGUUUCAAGAUUGACAUGUAAAACGCAUCAAUUCCUAAAAUAUUUAGCCACCUACCUCAAACCGAGACCCCCCCAAAUAGCGCAGAUGAGGGUUUUAACGACCUAUUACCUCGCGAGCAGGUUGGUGGUAUAGGCAGAAUCUCAUACAAGCCGUGAAAUUGAUCUGAUUACCUUGCCGGCGGGUCGUAAAAAAGGAGUCAAGCUUGCUGAAGCUGCGCUUUCCCUCCGUUAUUAGCUCCCUCCAUCUCGCCUUUUGGUCGAUACGUCUUGAUAUGGCGGAGAAAGAGAAUGAAUUGAAUGCCAAAUUAAAGGCGUCUCACGCGCACGAGUGUCACAGGCCAAGAACUCUAACGGUUUAGAACGCGAGAGAUAGAACGUGCACAUUUGAAUUUGAGCACAACCGUUAUUUUUUUAAAAAUAACGGUUUGCCUUUCAAAAAUCAACAAAAAACGUCACUACGUUCUAAAAAAAAUAAUUAGCUUCUCUUCAUAAAAUGUUAUUAAUCGUUUAAACCGAGAUGAAAAGCCACGUAGUCCGUCUGUACCGAGACAAAGACGCCACACUAUAGGUGCUGUGGUUUCAUUUGAAUCUUCUCUCAGUGUCAAUUUUGAUGUUAAGGGAGUUGCCUCACAUAUUUAAAUUAAUACUUUUGUUCAAAGAAUUACGUCCGAUUGAGCAGAUAAAGCUAAUUUUAGCGUCCAAACAAGCAUUAAUAAUAUAAAAAUACAAACGACUCUCUUGCUGUUGGGGUUGCAGAGGCCCUGCAUGUGCUUUAAAUCAGAGAUUACAUCAGUGCGUCUGGCGAGCUGCGAUAUAGACGCAGAUAAGCAUCAGAAGAAGUCAGAAAAUUGGCAGACCAUUUUGUUUUCCCUUUUCGAUGGGAGGAAUGACACAAAUUAGCCUGAGGAGAGCUACUUUUUUCACACUCAAAGAAAUGAAAAGGUGAUUUAUGUUUGUACUCUCAUUCUAGGAAAUCCAUUUAGGCUUUUUUUGAAGAGUUUCACGCACAGAAUUUGACGCCCUCGUUUGGUUCUAAGAAGCCGAGUGUGUUCACAUGCUGACAAAUAGUUUUUCUUUUUCUUGAAAAGACUAGAAAGGUAGACGGAUGACUCAAAACUGCUUUAGAAGUGUGACAUAUAAGCUAGCUACCAGUUUCAAAAUGUAGCCGAGGAAUGAGCGUUUACCAUGUACAAAGGUAUAUCACAAUUACACAUCACAUCGUAAUGCCUGCUGGAUUAAGUUGCAUUUUUAAUCAGUGACCUAGCUUAUCCGUGAGCUAUUGAACAACCGUGUCUGUUCUCGCCUUUUCCUCUGGUAUUGUGUUUUGAUUAUUUUAUUCAGACGUUAAAGUGAAGGGUUAACAGGUCGUGGCAAUUUUGUAAGGUUCAUUAAGACACCAGCAUUAAAAAAAAGUCUGAGUGGAAUUAAAAUAAUGCAAAGAGGUCUUUGAUUAUUUUUUAAAAUGUGUCUUUUUAAAAUAAAAUUUGAGUUUUUUUUUACGUUAAAAAUAUACAAAAAUAAUAAGGCUAUUGUUAUCAUUAGUAUCAUUAUUAGUGCCACAAUUAAUACUGUUGGUGUAACAGUGUGGAAGGUGAUAAAUAACUAUUCUAAUGCAUUAUUAUUGUUGUGUGAUUAUAUCUCGUUGACCUUUAAUUAAUCAGAUGAAGAAAGGAAAUCAUAAAUGAUGGUGGGAAACGAUGUCUAUUAUUGAUGAUGCAUUCAAACACAGGAAGCCAAGGUACACUUAAACUAAACACACACACUCACGCACACACACACACACACACAAUCUCGCCUUCUCUCACACACAAGUACAAAGAGACGUUAUCUGAAGCAUUUCAUCCCCCACACACACUGGCAGUGGAAUAAUCCGUUCGUGUCUUAAAUUCUCAGCCGCGGUGUAGGAGAAGAAACUGUGCCAUGUCGUGAUUUUAAUCAAAGCUGGCUGACAUAAUCACUCAGAAAUUAUCUCUGCCAUCACAAGCCGGACUGGCCCCCUCGCCUGCUUUUAUGAAUCAACCUUUACGCACAAACGCGGCGCUGCUAUUUGUAGGCCAUUAACUUCAAAAAUAGACCCAGACUCUCUCUCUCUCUCUUUCUCUCUCACACACACAGACAGACACAAGGAGAGGGAAAGAAAGCUGAAGCCACCGUUUUCUCCCUCCGUGGAGACAGUUUUCAGGAUUAUAAAUGACAACUUUUUAAGAGAGCCAGCCUUAUUCCUCGCUGAAUAAGCUCCGGCGUUAUUGACACCAAGGCUUGGGGAAUCAAGUCAUGGGACGGCUUCCAUGUCCCAUUCUCUAAGCUUCGAUACAUCCAGUCAAGAAACAAAAAAACAUAAUCGGGAUUUUAGGCUACAUUUACCGUCAUGUGUUUGCCUCUGAGCACCUAUAACGGGGACUUUGUGGAUAAUGGCCUCCGCGAUACUUUUCAAGAGGAUAAUUACACGAGUCCGCUGACAGCUUGACAAUGGCAGCUACAGCAGUUUGCAUCCAAGUUCAGUCUCAGGUUUGCCUGCCUCUCUCUCUCUCCCCCCCUCUCUCCCAUUCUCCCUCUCCCUCUCUCUUUCCAGGUGUAGGGCUAUCCUGGAGAGGAAAAAAUAGCACGCUUUGCCAAGACUCUCUCUGUCUGUCUGUGCUCUCCAUGCGCAAUAGACACAACCACACAAUCAAACAGGGAUGAAUGAAUCAGGGUUUCGACUAAUAAUUAAGUGAUUACCUGCAGGUCACAAUCAUAAAGAUAUUGAUACUCUAUGUCAUGCAUUAUUUUUCAUUUUAGCUUUUAAUUCAUCCCUCAUUAGACCGACCCUACCUGGUAUUAGACGGUGACACAACAAUGCUGAUACCUACGCGGUGCAAAGGGAAGGGCGUGCGCGCUCACGCUGGCAAAUACGCACAUGCAGCCGAGAGAGGGUUUAUUUCCUGACUGUUUACACCACGUGACGUCACAUCCAGCGUCGUCGCCAAGGCUGCCCCCACCACACACACACACACACACACACACACACACACAGGAACAUAUUCUACUAUUACAUACUCCAAAUCUGGAAAGGAGAAGGCAAACUGAGCGUCUUUGGACAUGAAAUAGUUCCCCAAGGAGACGCCCCUCAUUUCUCCACCCGUGGCUCUGAACAUACAGGGUGAAGUCCUCUGUGAUGUGAGGGGAAAAGGUCGCCCUUUUAAGUGCUUUUAUGUUUAACUCGCAAAUAAAAAAGAUGGAAAUCGAAAGGGGGUUAAAUCACUCCCUACGCGCGCUAUCCUCUUACAUUUAAUGCACUGUUUUGAAUAAAUAAUGACAUGGCGCAUUGUUGCUUGUCUGUCUGACUUGCUCCAAGGUUACAGCACGGUUACUGGUGACUUAACUGACAGCCCAUAAUAGUAUACAUUAGGGUUUUUUUUCUUCUUUUUUUGAUAUAUGUAUUUUCUCUGAGACUUUAAGCUGCUGCGUCCUUGCCUCACUGUGAGGAGAACUGCGCUCAGUUAUUUAUUUUUUUUGGAUGGUGCCAUUAGAAUAAUGUGGCUGUCACCGCGAGAGGACGCACUGUCACAAUUUUAAGAGCAUGUCCCGCAACCUGCCUUUGGCCCCCGAGCAACAGGCUCAGCAAGGCUGCGGCUGUGCAUGAAGGAGCAGCAGCAGAAGUGCGGAGUUUCAUCUAAAGUUUGACAUUUUUGUAGGGGCUUUUAUGUGUUUAAAAAACAACCAAAUAUCAGUUUUUUUAAAUAGAUGUAUUUUAUUUUAAUUCCUGUUAAUUUUCAAUGUGUUUUAAUAACUUCCUAUUGCACCAACUCUACUCUUCUCAUGCGUAAUUUCAGUGAAAAUUUUUAUCAGGCCUAUUAAAAAGAAAUAUCCUCAUUUUAAUAACAUCUUUUUUGGCAAGGUCAUUGAAAAAAAAACUCUUGCAGCACUCACUUCUGCAUCUCUCCUUGGCCCCAUGUUAUAUUCAAUUAGGGCAGGCCCCUCCCCUUAACUGAUGACACUGACAGACCCUCCUUAAGUUGCGUCGCGCCACAGCUGUCUGCAAGCAUUGAGCUGCCUGGCGCCAUCCUGAAAGAAUGCCUUCACUGUAAAAAAAGAGAGGGGAGCUAGAGUGAGAGAGAGCGAGUGAGCGAGAGAGAAAGAGAGAGAGAGGUAGAGGUAGAGCAAGGGUGAGCGAGCACGAGCCACACAGACGAAAGAGAGAGAGAGGGGAGAGUUAAUGGAGAGAGGCUACAACAGCGCACAAACACAGAUUUGAUCAGUGAGUUUAACUUGCUGCUGCUGCUGGUCAGAGUGCGGUGAAGCCCCUCUGCGCUGGUGCAAAUCUGCGCUCUACUUGUUGAGCUGAAACUGAAUAUUUUUCAAAGAGGAAGAAGUUCAGGAACUCUGCGUGGGACUGGAUUCCGUUUUUGGACGUAUUUAUUUUGUAGCAUUUGUAAUGUGGGGUAUGUUUCGUCUUUAAUUUUCCUUUUAUUUUAAAGGGGUGAAUUGACUGAAGCGUGUCUGUUUUUUUUUAAAGUCGUGGUGCAUGUGAGACAAAAUUGAGAAAAACAAGACAUUAAAUUCUCCUCUCUGUCUCCAGGUUGAUCGGAAGCACGCGCGGAACCUGUGGAUUUAACAAAAAUAAAGGGAUUUUGGACUGAUUCUUUCUCAUCUUGUGACUUGUACCGCUUUGCAUGAACACUUACUGAAGACAAAAAAAGCGCAAACACAUUUAAAAAAGCAUGGAAGUAAGUGCGGAUCAGCCACGGUGGAUGAGCCAUCAUCCCGCGGUGUUGAACGAGCAGCAUACCGGCUCACAUCACCCGGGCCUCGGCCACUCUUACAUGGACCCUUCGCAGUAUCCUCUCGCUGACGAUGUGGAUGUACUCUUUAAUAUCGAUGGACAGGGGAACCACGUCUCUCCGUACUAUGGAAACCCAGUCCGAGCCGUCCAGAGGUACCCUCCUCCCCCUCACAGUAAGUACAAACGGCCUCUUUAGGCCUUUUAUUUAUUUAAUAAUGUGCACAUCACCCUGUUUGGAUCCUUACGCGUAAUUCAAACCCUGCUGCAAAUAUUCAAUUACUGUCACCGUGUUUGGAAUUAUUUGUAUAAUCUGACUGUGAUCCGGGCCAGGUUUCGGUUUUGGCCUGAGAUGACUUUGUCUGAAAAACCUGAGAGCUUUAGGUGUUGUGAAACCACGCCGUAAAUACGCAUGGUUUACCUCCAGCUUGUCUUUGGUUUCUGUCAUCUCUGUCUAAAUUUCACAAAUACCAAAUCCAGCUGGAGUGUCAAAGAAGUAUUCAAAAAGCAGUGCGUAAAGUGUGUUUUAUAUUUUUAUCUGCUGCUAAUUUGUGGAUUUAAUCCUACACACGUGCUGGAAGAGAAAAUAAUGUUUGAUCACUUCUUCAACAGUCUGUUUACAUUAUGUUUACCUUUAUUUGAACGCGCGUAAAAGUCAUCUGCGGAGUUCUCUUUAUUUUACGAUUUAACUUCCUCAACGUAAAUUCUUUUGAGGCGUUUCACGUGGAAGUUGUUGCAUUUGAGGCUUGAAAAUUGAAAACAGAAAAUUGUAAAAUUACGAACAUGGAAGAGGAGUUUUACAUCCUGUAUAAAAAGAGUGUAGGACUCUUUGUUUUAGAGUUUUUGUGUUAAAGUUUGUAAAAAAUAAAGAGUGCGUAAAAGUGUUUCAUCUCGAGGCCAAAACACGAUUUUUUAAUUCUGUGAACAUUAAAUGAAAGGUUGUGUCUUUUGUGAGAAAACGUUCAGAUCUUUAACGUGUUCCUGUGUUUCUGUGCUGCCUCAGGUAGCCAGGUGUGCCGUCCCUCAUUACUGCACGGCUCUCUGCCCUGGCUGGAGGGGAGCAAAGGCAUCGCCCCGCACCACAGCACUUCUCCCUGGAACCUGAGUCCCUUCCCCAAGAACCCCCUGCACCACGGCUCCCCGGCCAGCCUGUCCGUCUACCCCCCAGCCUCCUCCUCCUCCUCCCUGUCCACCGGCCACACCAGCCCUCACCUCUUCACGUUUCCCCCCACCCCACCGAAAGACGUGUCCCCGGACCCGGGCAUAUCCACCCCGGGCUCCAGCAGCUCAGUGCGGCAGGAGGAUAAAGAGAGCAUAAAGUACCAGGUGACCCUGGCCGAGAGUAUGAAACUGGAGUCAGCUCACAGCCGGAGCAUGGCAUCAAUCGGAGCAGGGUCAUCCUCUGCCCACCACCCCAUCGCCACAUACCCACCCUAUGUCCCCGAAUACGGCCCAGGCCUCUUCCCACCAAGUAGCCUGAUAGGUGGGUCAUCUUCUAGUUAUGGUUCCAAAACGAGACCAAAAACAAGGUCCUGUUCAGGUAGGCGUGCGCUUUAUUACAUUCCCUUUUGAUCUAACAUGAUAUUCCCCAGAUUUGCAGCCUUAAUGAUCAGCCAUGUUUAAUCUCAUAUUUUUAAAAAAAUCCAUCCCUCACAUGAACAGGAAAGAUUUCAACAUGGGGCCAAAGGCUAAACCUUUAUUUUGGAGAGACGUAUCAAAAUGCCUCACAGCUCUUUCUUUCAUCAUCUGAUAAGAAAAACAAAGCUUGAAAUAACACCAAGGCGAAAUAUAUUUCAGGUUUUUAAAUUAUACAUCCUAUUUAAGUAGUUUUUAAACGAUUUAAUUAAAGAUGAAUAACAUUUUAGGAGUAAAAAUCUUGAUCCUAAAAUUAAAAUUCACAUUUUUGAAGACUUAAGAGUGAAGCUACAGCCAAACGCUGUGAUUAAUUUAGGUCAUUUUUUCACCUUCCUCUACACUAACACACAGAGAGCAACAGAGACAGAGGGGAAGCCAGCUCUCUGGGCUGUGUCGCCCCGUUUAUAUGUUUAAGAUAAUCCCAUUACUGUCAGACCAGUGCGCGCCACAGUUGCAUUGUUUACCCAGCGGUUCAGCACCGGAUGCUGCAUGUUCAUUCACAGGGAAAAAAGCGGGUGAACCGUCGCCGAAGCAGAGAGCACGAACCUGCAGCACCGAGAGGGAGAGGGAGAGGGAGGGCAGAUACACAGACAGAGAGAGAAAGAGAGAGAGAGAGAGAUAUUUUCCAUUUUGAGAGGAAGAAAAAGAGGAGGGCUGGUAAUUAUUUUAAAGGUUAUUUCUGCAGCUGAAAACCAGUUUGCAGUAAUGAGAUUAAUAUCUGAGCUUUUGAUAGGAGCAUAAAAAAACACACUGGAUUAUCUGAUGCAUAUCAUCGGGAUUAUUCUGCAUCAUACACUAAUGCAAAUCAAGAUUUUUAAUUCGAGGAUAAUGUGAGAUAAUGUGCAUUUAAAGAUGUGAACAUCCACUUUAAACUUUACACAGAAUUAAAUCCUGCACAAUACAAAACCUGCAUUGCAAAAAGCUUGCAUUUUUUUAAUCUCCAGUCGUGUUUUAGUUCUUGUUUGAUUCAACAGCAGUAAAGAAACACUUGUCCAGGUGCUUGCGUGUCUGUCUAUCACAUCUAAACGCGUCGGACUCGCGCAUUUAUCUCUCUUUUUUCCCUUCUCUCUGUCUUUGUGAAGGAGAAGUCGGUCUGUUUUGCAGCUCGGGGUGGGAAAAAAGGGGAAGUGCGGCUGCAUGAAAAUGCAAAAAGGCUCUCGGCGUGAGCACAAAAGCGCCGUGUGAGAGUCUCUGCUUUCAAAUAAUGUGGCAGCUCCACUUGUUUCAGUUUCAGGGCCCCUCUCUCCCUCUCUCUGUGUGUGCUCUAUAAUCAAACUGUUAGUGCGCGGCUCACCUGUCGGUGUCACUAGAGAAGUGCCAGUCAAAGCCCCUCAAUCCUUCAAAACAAAAGGACACAGCCCCUCAUAAAACUCUUACACGUGUAGCCGAAUUAUUCACGAGAAAUUCCUCUUCAAUGUUAUUAAAAAUGGCUGAUGAGAGAAUGAAAAGGGGCCUUCUAUAUUUUAGGCUUUCUUAAAAAAGUGUCGAAAAGCUUAUGGCAUUUUGCACAAAGAUGAAAAAACAGUUACAUGACACUCAGCUUAGCUUGAAGAUUUUGUGGUUUAUUGAAUGAGUAAGGACCUUAACACUGAUGCUGUGUUCACACCAACACUAACCACAUGUUUUUAAGUGUGUGUGAGUGUGUGUGCGGCAUAAAUAAAAAUAACUGCUGCAGAAAAACUCAUGCAUUUUGUUCAUAUUUGUUGAUAUGAAGAUUGCACAAUAUGUUUGCAUGUUUUAUACAAAUGUUGCAUUAUUUCUCUGCACUUCUAACCUUUUAUUUCCAGCUUAUUCAAAUGCAUAUAGAUUUAUUAUUUUUGUAUUAUUAAGGAACCAACUGACCGGGACACUUUGUUCGUGUUUUGUGUGUGUGUGUGUAUUUGUAUGUGUAUGUGUGUGUGUGUGUGUAUGUGUGUGUGCUCUUGCAGAAGGUAGAGAGUGUGUGAACUGCGGGGCCACGUCGACUCCGCUGUGGAGGCGGGACGGUACGGGUCACUAUCUGUGUAACGCCUGCGGACUCUAUCACAAGAUGAACGGGCAGAAUCGCCCUCUCAUCAAGCCCAAGCGACGGCUGGUACGUCUCCUCCACGUUUCCUUUUUUAUUGACGACAUUCUCCGUCUCUCUCUCUCUGUUUUUUCCCCUAUCCAGGAAGAAGUAGGCCUAUUAGCUGCAGGAAAUUGACUCGACAAGUGCAGGUCUCUGUUUUCAGAUACUAACAUAGAAAAAACUGCACAUAUUUUUUUCCUCCUUAAAUGCAAUGACGAUGCUAUUUUUCUUUGCACAAUAAUGUCAUUGAUUCAUGGAGCUCUAAAACAAUAAAGGCCCUCCUUUUAGAAGCUGCAGGCCUGCAUUCAGAGAGCACAUAAUCAGCUCCAUCAUGUGAACUUUAAGUUACACUUUAGCAUUUAGUCACAGGGAAACCCCCCUUUAACUUCAUCAGAGCUUUUUUAAGAGGAGUUCCUCUCUGCCUUCUUAAAGAAAAAAAAUACAAAAAUCUAUCGAGGCAAAGAUGGCUGCAGAGUGCACUCCAGUCCAGUCCUGCACGCUCUGGACCUCCAUAAUGUGAAAAGCCGGCUUCCCAGGAAAGGGCUGCCGGAUAUCUGAGCAGCGCAGAUAAGUCGCUUUUAACAACACAAGCCCCGCUUCCCCAGUCAAAACAUACAGGGCUGCUGCUGCUGCAGAGCCCCAGUCAGGGCCAGACGCACAGUCACGACUUCAGAUUUUGUUGGUGUUAGAACUUAAAUAAAGAUUAUGGACAGGUAAGGGUCAUUUCCACGCUGCAUCUGACAUUGCAGAUUUUAUUUAAGGCAGCAAAAGCAAGUAGAAAAAAAAUUGCACGCCAUAAAAUGACACAAAAAGGGUGUAUGAUCAUUUCUGUGGUACUUUAUCACAUUGGAAAGGUCAAAUUUGGCUCAUUCUGUGCAGAAAAUAUUAAAAAAAUAUAUAAAAGAGUUUAAAAAGAGAAACUCAUUAUAUGCAAACUUGACAUUUCGACGCUAUAGGGUGUGUUGGUUAUUCACAGCACACAUCAGCAGGGGUUAUUAGGCCACCACGUGCGUAUAAUUGGAAAUCCCUCCGAGAGAUAAUGUAGUCCUUUACGUUAGCGUGUCCUCUGCGGUCACCUGUCUAUUGAUUGUUUUUAGAGAUUAUAACAUCAAUGUCAAAGGCACUGCAGCAGACAGGCAGGCAGCUAAAUCCAUGAGAAGACAUGACUUUGACUGUGUCAGGAUGAAGGAGGGUUUGUGUGCUCUUGCUUUCCAGCCUGCAGCGAAGCCCAAAAAUAACCGCACUUAACCCUAUUUUUUAAUUUUUACCCAUACUUUUAAAUGACGUUCAGUUAUUACCACGUGGUUAAAAAAAAACAAAAAAAGCCUGCUCCUUUCUAUGAGAACCUUUCCCAUCGAUGUCUCAGGCCUCUUUUCCUUCUGUCUUUUUCUUUUUCUAUGUGAAUUGUUUAGCGUCACGAGGUCGACAUUUAAAACAAGCCCCGCACUCAAAAAGAGGGAAAUUUAAUCAGAUUUAAUAGCUCUCCCAUUUCAAGGCACUGCUUUUAUGUCUUCUGUAAAUAUUUAUUCUGCACGAGGUAUGCGCUCUGUGGCGCUAUUUUUAGCCUGGAGUGAAAGCACUUCUGUUUUGCUGUCUUGCAUUUUUUUUAAACUUUAUUUUUAACUCUUGCAGCUUGAAAUAAUGGGUGUGCAUUAAAAGUGUAUAUGCUACAGUAAAAUUAAACCUUGUGGCUGUGCUGUAGGAAUGAUUUCAGUAGAUUUGUUUGAUGCACAUGCGUAAAAGUGGCAUGCGUAAAAUGGAGACUGUAAUUGAUCUGUGAUAUUUAUCGCAUUUAUGCAAGUUUAAUUCAUUUACAGGGCUUUUUGAUGACAUAUGCAACAUUAAAAUAUAAUAUUUAACCUUUAAUUUCUCAUAUUGAGUGCCAAUGUUUGGUCAGAGAUUUACAUUUAAGCGCUAAAAAUCACAGAAAUUAACGCCCUGAAUUUUGGCGUUAAAUCUGUUACAAUAAAGUCCAUGUUGAUUGGGUUAUUUCGCGGUCAUGUGACCUGUUUUGUCCACUCUGUGUUGUCGUACAGUCCGCAGCCAGGCGGGCGGGGACGUCAUGCGCAAACUGUCAAACGACAACGACGACGCUGUGGCGGAGAAACGCUAACGGGGACCCGGUGUGCAACGCCUGCGGCCUCUACUUCAAACUGCACAAUGUAAGUAGAAAACACCUCCCUGCAUGUGAUUCUUUUUUUCCACCUGCAUCUUACUUCUCCUCACGUCCUGCUGGGCACCUUCCUCCUCCUCCUCCUCUUCCUCCUCUUGUGAAUAUUUAUCUGACUUGUCCCUGCAGAGAAUUUCCGGGCCACGCUGAUAACAAAUACUGUAGAAUUAAUAUGAUUUAUUGGCAGUAAGUGCGAAUCUAAAAUGUAUAAGAGCGGAGUGAGCUGAGCCCGCAGCCUGCCGUGGUUUUGAAUAUUAAAGAAGGAAGGGGCUUAAUUAAAAUUCCAUUAAUUUCCAGGACGAUUUCUCCCCCUCCUCACCCUCCUCUCUUGAGGAGUUCGAGUCCCCCUUCUGACCACCAAUCCUCUCUGAUUCGUUUUGGGGUCGCCACAUCACAUCAGUUCACAUCCUCAAUCUGAAAACCCCAGGGAGGACUUUUUUUUUUUAAUCUUCAGCCUGAUUUCUGCAGCACAAAGCUGUCACUGCAAAUCUGACUGACACUGAAGUUUCAACUAAUGAUAAUAAUAGUCAUAAAAGGAGGUUACACGUCAAACAACACAUGAGACAAAAUACUUUAAACAGCGUACACAGAGGCCCUUAAUCCUGGAUUCAGCUUCAUAAUCACAGAGGGUUUUAAUCUGACUCUGGAUCACAAGCAAAGUUUUCCACGUACCUAUCAUGCCCUUUACAUUUACAUAUAAUAAUAGACAGGAUAGGUGAGAUGUUGUUUGAACAACAUACCUAACAGAGGAGCAAAUCUAACAUGCUGAUCACUAGAAUUGAAAUAGUGAGUUUAAACUUUGCUCAAACGUGUGAGUUGGUUUGUUUUUGUCGUAUUAUGUCUGUUGUAUUUGGUUCACGAGCCGAGCUGUUGUGUUUUCCAUCUUUUACAUUCCCGUUCGUAUGUUUUGAUAGGUGUAAAUGUCGGGUAAACACAGUGGAAGGAUGUCAGAUAAUCUGUAAAAUCUGGAGAUUCCCAAAACUUUUUAGUCCGUGACCCUCAACGCAACAUCGCUACAGACUAACGAUGACCCUUCGAGGCGGUUGAAUGUUGAUCACAGCUCUAAAAAGCUGAUCCAAAAAUAAACACAAGAGCAACACAAAAGAAGACAACAGCCGAACAACCAUGAUAUUAUUUGAAAGUAACUCGACAAAAGCCUAGAAGAAAACAUUAGUGAGGUUAGUGUUAGCGCUGCUGCAGUGAUAGGACUUAGAGUCUGGUCUGUGUGCAUGUAGAUUCUUAACCUACCUGUGUGCACAUGUGGAUGCGUUACCUGCAACCUGCUGCAGCUGAUGCUUUCUUGGAGCAACAAAGAAAAGAGGAAAACUGAGGAUUUACACACUUUAAAAAUUUCAAUAUAUAUUUAUUUCUAGCAAAAAAUUGAAAAAAAGAUGUAAAUUUUAGACGAUUAUUCGUUCUUUGUUUUUGAAAGUAUCUCACUACCUCUACAUCAUUGUGUCAACAUCCUGCAGAGGAUCCUGAUUAUGAGUUGUUGUUUUUUCAGAGCCAAUACAAACAUCGAUGAUUAUUAGAUCAUAAGACCUAUUACCAAUAUUUAGAAUUGAUUAGCAUGAAAAAAGAUGUCAAACUUAAGACCAGGCUGUUGACCUCUAGUCCUGAUGAGACCCACUGCUUGAGACUGGAGAAGACAGGAGAUGAAUCUGAGCUAAAACUGAGUCUGACCUCAGUACAAACUUAAAGGAGGGUAGUGUACAGUCACACAAAGUUUAAUCCACUUUUUGAGCGUCAAUUCUACCAAAAGAGUAAAGUUAUGAGCCCCUUUAGAUAAUGUGAAAAGCAGAAGAAUCAGAUGUUUGUGUCAAAAACCGUCCUGCAGAAGUAAAAUGCUGUCAGGAAAUAAAUGCUCCAGUGAAGUAUAGAAAACUCCUCUAUUGUACCCAAACAAAGUAUUUGUACUUUCUCAGAGAGUGUCCUCUGAAUGCUCCUUCUUAAAUGAAUUUCCCAUGUUACUUUUGGCCCAAACUUUUCGUCUCUGCAGACGAGGAAAAAGAGAAAAGAAUAAUAUUUCCUUGUUGCGUAUUAGCAUCUGAACUGGCCCUGACCUUUUGGGUGUAAUUUGGAAGUUUAUUUUGGUAAAUCCAGACUUCUGUUUUGGAUUUCUCCCUUUGAAACAAAUUCCUCAUUCUUCACGGAGAAUUUAGUGCAUGUGUGUCCAAAAAAAAACCAAAAAAAAAAACGCCUGCCUGUUGUCCCGCUAGCUUUCAGAUGAGAAGCUAACUCUGACAGGAUCUUUCUGCGGGUUUUGAAGUCGUGUUUCUCAUCUUUGCGCGUCUGAGUUUGACACCUUUGAGUUGUGACGCUGAGGUUUAAGGUGUUGGAGAGGAUGUCUGCGGUGGACACUGACUGAAAAACACUUUGGCGUGGCUUCGUGUUUGAAGUCUCAGGGGCGGGCGGCGGCCUCAGAGCAGUCCAGAGGCCCGGGGUUUCCUCUGUGAGACAUCUCAGGCAUCAAAGAGGCCUGACCGGGCUGUAGGUGGGCGUAGAGCUGGAAGUGAGGCCGACCAGGAGAGAGAGAGUGAGCCACAUCUUAGAGAGUGAAACCACAGAUCUCUGCCCUCCGCUAAUCAUCCAGGCCACUCUGUAAAAAAAAAAAAAAAAAAUGUCUCAGACAACGAGGAAGAAAUCCCCGCUCCCAUUUCCCGGAGAAGAAAGAUCAGGAAGCCAGUCGGCCUCAUCCACCUCCCCUCGUAAUCCUGCCCACAGCCCGAAUUCCAUCAUCCAGCUCUCGUUCCCGGCUAAACCGGUGCUGGAAUACGGCAGCUGGGGCCAUUUUGGCCAGGAGACGACAGGGCCGAGCGGUUGAGGAGGAGGAGGAGGGUGAGAGAGAGAGAAGGAGAGAGAGAGAGAGAGGGGAGAACUUGGCGGUCGUCGUGGCCAUGUGUCUCUGUGGUCGACUGGCUCGCACAUGAGCUGCCAGACACUCUCCAUCUCUUCCUCCAUCCUUUUCCUUUUCUCUCUCUGUUUCUUUCUGGCAUGGGCGCAGACUCAGAUACCACACAAUAACACAGUUAGGAACAUACACACACGGCGUUUAUGUAAACAAUCUCGCAUUUUAGGACGAGACACUCAGAUUUGGUUCUAAUGGAACUCCAUUACAUGUCAUUAAGUCUCCCUGAAACCCCCAAAUCUGUCUCGAAGACGCUCAGAAACCAACGUUUCCCUUUUAGUUUAAGAUACUUUGGCUCUCUCUUUGACUAACGUUGCCAUGGAAUCAUGAAGAUAUCCAAACUUUAGAUUUUCAUGUAGUUUUUUUUGCUGCAAUCUGCAGUGGAGUUUGUGUUUUAUCCCGUGGAAAAGUCAACAGAAAUAUGGAUUAUGCUUCAUGCACAUGAGAGUAUUUGUACAUUUAACAUCCAAUGAAAUACUCUUGAACUUUAUAUCCUUCAGCAGAACUGAGAACGUCAACAAUCGAUGAACUUGUGAAUAAGCUGUUUUUAUUUUAAAAUUGAUGCGCAGUGCGAGGAAAUCUUGUGGGAAAAUUUCACACAAGUACAAAGACCUGAUUUGGACGAUAGCGUGUGUCUGCAGAAGGUGAAGCUGCAGUUUCAGGGCCACAACUCUAGGACUGCAUCAGUAGGUCUCUUGCCAGAGUUAGGUUGAGAUACUAAAGAUGAUCACCAAAAAGGAUAAUUUUACUCACUGAAAUCAGAGUCCUUGGCGAGAACUGGGUGGUACUGACGCAAACAGCAACAAUCUAGAUUUGUGGUCCCAGAAAUGCGGUCCUGAAUCUGCAGCCUCUAGGUUUGCAGAUAUAUUCUUCUUCAUUCUUAGGGCUGUGGGCAAUCAUGCAAAGUGAGAAAAAAGGUCAUAUCUGUUUAAAAUAAGCAAAAUUAUUAGAGUAAGGUAUCUUUGAGUGCAACAUGUUCCUCUCUAUCGCUUUGUUAUCAAAAGAAAAAGUAAAUAUGUUCUCUGAUGCUGUUUCGUGCUUCUUUCACCGCUGUUUUUUCUAGAAGCGAUAAUAUCUGCGGUUUUCUGAUGCUCAUCUUGCAGAAAAGUACACAUUUCCUGCAACAAAAUACUAAUCUGCCAUCUUUUUCUGUCUCCUUUCGAGAGCAGAUCAACCGACCUCUGACCAUGAAGAAGGAAGGCAUCCAGACCCGGAACAGGAAGAUGUCCAGCAAGUCCAAGAAGAGCAAAAAGUCCCAAGACAGCAUGGACGACUUCUCCAAGAGCCUGAUGGACAAGAGCAGCUCCUUCAGCCCGGCCGCCCUCUCCCGCCACAUGUCCUCCUUCCCCCCCUUCUCGCACUCCGGUCACAUGCUGACCACCCCCACACCCAUGCACCCUUCCUCCAGCCUCCCGUUCGCCCCUCAUCACCCCUCCAGUAUGGUCACAGCUAUGGGUUAAAGCCUGCACCCGAACCCUCGCCUACACCACUUUAACCCCUCGGUACCUCUGCUGACCUGCUCCCGCUUCCUUUAAAGACAAAAAGACUUUUCCUCCACACCCCCCCUCUCUCUCACCGGCGAGCUGCGGUGCCACGACGACGACGACAGCCUCCUUUUGUCCUCGGUUGUAUCUUAUUUUUAUAAAAUCAAAGUGUACCUCUGCGAUGUGAAUGCUUUGCAGACUUGACUUUUAACUCUGGCGCACUGACCUCCAAUGAGGAAGAGUUUUCUUCCUCCAACACAGGAGAGAAGGAACAUUUUCUCACCCAUAAACCGCCACUUCUGCAUCGAGGCUCUCCUCCCAGCUGAUCCACACGAAAAAGGACCUCCAUUUCUGUACAAAAAGCCAUUUUUCCACACAUAACAAAAAAAAAAAAAAAACAGACUUAAAAAAAACUUUUGCUCUCUCCCUGAAAUCCCAAACAUGCCUCCCUCUCUUUUCCUCACACCUGUGUAACAGGAAACCCCGCCCCGCUCCCUACAAGCUCCUCCCCUUUCUUCUUCUUCUUCUUCGAGGAGAGACGUUGAAUAUAUUUGUACAAAUUGUAUGAAAUACAGUACAUUUAAUGAAGACUUUUUAAUUAAGUAAGAAGAAAAAAAAGGAAAACAUGCCCCCGGGCAGCUAACAACGAGAAGGGUACGAGUCGCGGCAGGUGGAGAGGACGCCUUUUGGAGGAGAGAAAAAAGGGAGAAGGAGAAAAGAGAGGAGAGACUUUGAGAAGGGCAGGCCUCUGUUUUUCGCCUGCGUGAGUUGCGUUGCAUUAAGUUUGCAGAGAGUCAGCGGCUCCGGCUGCAGACGUUUCUCUCCUUUUUUUUUUGUUUUGGAUGUGCUAUAGGUCUCGGGCAAUUGGUUUGUGUUGCACCUACACACACAUGCAUAUAAACACACACACACACAUGCACACACAUGCACACACACACACACACCUGAAAGACUUUCUUCCUGCCCACAGAUUAUAUGCAUUGUGAAAAAAGUUCCUGUAUUUGUUAUUUGUAUGUAUAAAUCAGAGUACCAAAAAUACGAAAUAAACAAAGAUGUAGAAUUAUUUCUUUAUGUUAUGCAGACUGAAUGGUUGUAAAAAUUUAAUAAUAAUCACUAGUGUAAAAUAUGACUGCUUUUUUGUUUCGUAAUUUUUUUUCCCUCUUUGAAAAUAAUAAACUAGUUUAAUCUCUGUUGACAUGUUAGCGCUGCGCUCCCGAGCCGUCUUUUCUGUGUGAUCUUUGACACCCUCUCCACCCAUGACCGCCAGCCACCGCCAAUUUUAUAUUUAUAUAUCUAAUUUUUUUUUACCCAGCAUUCACAGGGGCAGCCUGCUCAGGUCAGGGUAGUACAAACAGGAAGAGCAGAAAUAAACAGAAGCGAUGCAGGAACAAAUCAAACAGUAGGGUCAGAGAGGUCGGCGUGGCGGCUGAAGGGGCUUUUGUCUCAUCCUACAGAUACAUAAAUACACACCGAGAAACACGCAACACUGCGCACACACACAUCAAACAAUUAUCAGUCAUUUGAAGGGGAGGAUUCAUCAGGAAGCAGAAUCAUUUCAGGCGUUUCCUUCAGACUUAAGAUCACUUAAAACUAUUUAUACACUCAAACCUCAAUUUCAAUUCAUAAGAUCUGGGACAGAAAAAAAUUCAUAAAAGCCGAUUUUGAUGGUUUGCAAACCCUUUAUUGAAUUAGAAACAGUGCAAAUACAAAAUAUCAAAUGUUCAAGUGAAAAUGUUUUGAAUGAAAAAUAAUUUAAAAAAUGUUUCAAAAUGGGACAAAAAACACAAUUAAGUAAAAUGUCUAAAAACACCUUGAGCAUAAUCGCAUUAGUUUGCAACAGGUUAGCAACAUAGCCGGGCAUAAAAAGGCUCUUCUGAGAAAGUGAGUCUUUCAGAGGUAAAAACAAGACAAGGUUUACCACUUUGUGAGAGACUGCGUGAGCAAGUCUUUAUAUGGUUUCAGAAAAAUGUUCCAAAAAACUAGAAUAUUUUAUUUAUUCAACUGCAGUUCACUGUAUCAAUAAAGGUUUCUGAGAAUCAGGCGGCAUUGCAUUUUGAAAGCAGACAUGAACCUGAAGUGGAAGUCACCGCAUUGCAGCACAAAAUCAUUCCAAAAAACUAAUAACUGGGAACAGAGGUAGUUGCUGCAUCAACAAAAAGUAAAAAAUUAUAAAAUUUCCAAAAAGAAAAAAAAAUUGUUUUCACUUAAAAAUGUGUGAGAUUCAACCAGGAGCUUUUAAAAGUACUUUUCAUCUGAUAAAUGUAAGAGAAGAGGUUUCUUCCUUCAGCCACAAAAUGCAGGUUAAAAUUACACCACUUAAUCAUGUAUAUUUAUAUUUCAUUUAUUUCACCUUAAAUGGUUUACAGAUUUGCUGUUUUUGCUCACACGAUACACAGCAUCUCAUCUCUAGUGGAGUUGAGGUUUUAGUAGAAGUCCCCCUUUGUUACAGCUCUUCACUCUCAAUCUUUCAAAAACACAAAAACAAUCCAAACAAUCUCAUCAAACUCAUGUUGCAGUGUUGCUUCACUACCUCUGAGUAAAUUCCAAGUAUUCAGCAGGGGAAAGAAAAGGAAGUAUGUUGGUGACCACCACUGAAUUUGAUGAAACUUCCCUCUCACAGUAUCCGCAGAUCAACCCCAAAGUUAUCAGGAUUCAAUCAGAGGAAUUUAAAAAAGCCCAAAGAUCAAAUACUUUUGGUUUUUAGGACCACAAAUAAGCAGCAAGACCACAAUGUACAAUACACCACAGUUUGCAUUUGACAUUUAGAGAGGAGGGGAAACAGAAAAAUCCCUCAGUUGGAUUUGUUUUUGCAGAGAGCACACAGCAGGUAUAGCGAUCCAGUGCCAGAAAAACAAACUUGAUUUAUUUGGAAUUUAAUAUUUUGAAAUCUCCUCUUGACCACUUUGUGCACAAAUCUGGUACAAAUGUUAGAUAUUUCUAUUAAAUCAAAACACCAACAGUCAUAUCAGAUAUUAACUUUUACUGCUGACCACACCACAUGCAGAAAAAAUGUUAUGACUGAAAAAUUACAUUUUCACAGUAUGUUAUUGUUUCUGUUCCCACUAAACGAUUAUUUUUACCACAUGAAAAUACUCCAAGGAUCAUCAGCUCAGUCACAUACAGAGGAGAACUGACUUUUGUUGCAGGAUGCAGGCCAGUUUUUCACUUUUUUGGUGCGUCUUACAUACAGUAAAGUGCUGUGAAAAUGAUGACUGAUUAGAACAAAGUGAGAAAGUAGAGAAAAAUUGAAAUGCUGCAACGUGUGGGCAUAAAACAUGUACAUUAUAUCAUAAUAUAUCACUGUGAGGCAGUUGAAAGUGCUUCACAGAGAAAUCUCAACAUCAGGAAAUAACUACAUAUCUGUAUGUCGCACAAACAUUAGGCAUACAGGAAUGGGCAAAAGGGGGCUGCAAUGACUGUGAACGCUAUGUGUGCACACAACCACUGUACAUAAUAUCAUUAAAGACAGAGAGAACAUGAAGAGAUCUCUGUGUAAAAGGCUAAAGGCGUGAAACCAAAACUGCUUUCUGGCUCUCUGGUGACAUUGCAUCAAAAACAGACAUGUCUCUGUGUAAAAGUCACCAAAUGGGCUCAAAAUCACAUUCAAAAGCCAUUGUCUCAGUCGUGGAAGUCACCACAUGGGUUUAAAAAUCACAUUCAAAAACCAUUGUUUGUGAAACCAAUACUAGUUUCUGGACUUCUUGAGACAUUGCAUCCAAAACAGACAUGUCUCUGUAGUGGAAGUCACCACAUGGACUCAAAAUCACAUUCAAAAGCCAUUGUCUCUGUAGUGGAAGUCGACACAUAGGCUUAAAAUCACAUUUAAGGCCAUAAGUUGUGAAACCAAUACUGGUUUCUGGACUUCUUGAGACAUUGCAUCCAAAACAGACAUGUCUCUGCAAUGGAAGUCACCACAUGGACUCAAAAUCACAUUUAAAAGCCAUUGUUUGUGGAACAAGUAGUGGUUUUUGGACUUCUUGUGACAUUUCAACCAAAAAACAGACAUGUCUCUGUACUAGAAGUCACCACAUGGGCUCAAAAUCACAUCCAAAGGCACUGUCUCUGCAGUGGAAGUCACCACAUGGAAUAAAAUCACAUUCAAAAGAUUGUCUCCUUAGUGGAAGUCACCACAUGGGCUCAAAAUCACAUUUAAAAGCCAUUGUUUGUGAAACCAAUACUGGUUUUUCGAACUUUUGUGACACUGCAUCAAAAACAGACAUCUCUCUAUAGAAGGAAUCACCACAUGGACUCAAAAUAAACCCAAAAGCCAUUUUUUGUGAAACCAAUACUGUUUUCUGGACUUCUUGUGACUUUGAAACCAAAAAAAGACAUGUCUUUGUAGAAGGAAUCACCACAUAGGCUCAAAAUCCCACUCAGAGGACAUUGUCUCUGUAGUGGAAGUCACCACAUGGACUCAAAAUCACAUCCAAAACCAUUUAAUGUGAAAGUGUUCAAGAAGAAAGGGAAACCAUGAUCAUGAUCCAGAAACACUAGUGAUUUUUCUAAACCUGAGUGCAUCUAAGUCGAAUGAACUAUCUGUAAUAUGAGAAAUCAAAACUGGACAUUGUUUUUGGAAAUCAUGGACGCCUCAUCCUACAGGGAUCUACUUGGCUUUUUGAUCCUUGCACAGCAAAAAAGUUUAGAUUAAUUUUCCCUGAUGGCAUGAAAGAGUAAAUACAAGUUGUGUGAAUCAAGAUGUCCAAUAAAGGAGGAAAAAUGUUGUUUAUUUCUUUAUUUUGCGCUCAUAAUCAGUUAAUCCUCUCUUAUGCAACACACACUCUGCCCUGUGGCCUGCAAACUCCACACUGACCCAACUCAUCUCCCAGCAUCUAAAUCUUGUUGAACCACAUUUCCAAUAUUGGAAUAUAUUUGCACAAGUGGACGUCCAAAUCCGGCGGCUGCGGCCCUCUCAUGCCUCCCUGCAGGAAAAGGCCAAACAGGAGUCAGGAAUUUGGCGUCAUUUGUUUCUGAGCCGCUGUGACCAAUCGGGAGAUUUGCUCGUGUGUUUUAAUAGUGAGGUCAAAGGGGCAUGUGGGACGGGAUGGGAAGAGAGAGAGAGAGAGAGAGAGAGUGUGUGUGUGCGAAGAGGGAUUGAGGAGAGCUCUGCCCUGUGCUGGGACCCCAUGGCCCCUGGCUGACCUCUUCUUCUAUGGUGUUUGGCUGUGGACGUCUGCCAAGGGUGAGUGGAUGUUCAACUCAGGUGAGGAUGUAUGAAGGACUCUCUGUGAUCUCUUCUUCUUCUUCUUCUUCUUCUCUCCAUCAUCAUCCUCAUCGUGGUAACACAGCACUUAUUUCUGUCUCUCUCUCUCUCUCUUUCUUUCCAUCUGUCUGUC
Molecule: messenger RNA, 34535 nt
Organism: Xyrichtys novacula (pearly razorfish)
Lineage: Eukaryota; Metazoa; Chordata; Actinopteri; Labriformes; Labridae
Source: the annotation of a GenBank genome assembly